Molecule: messenger RNA, 661 nt
Organism: Myotis daubentonii (Daubenton's bat)
Lineage: Eukaryota; Metazoa; Chordata; Mammalia; Chiroptera; Vespertilionidae
Gene: C5H19orf53
Product: chromosome 5 C19orf53 homolog
Source: RefSeq, a predicted model, not a curated record
AUCGUGCCCUGCGUCUUCCGGUUACAAUUGUCAGCCCGGCUUUUUCCUGCGCACGUCCCGUCAUGGCGCAGGGGCAGCGCAAGUUCCAGGCGCAGAAGCCGGCCAAGAGCAAGGCGGCGGCGGCGGCCUCGGAGCGCAGCCGGGGCCCGAGGAAGGGAGGUCGUGUUAUCGCCCCCAAGAAGGCGCGCGUCGUGCAACAGCGAAAGCUCAAGAAGGACCUGGAGGUCGGGAUCCGGAAGAAGAUUGAACAUGAUGUGGUGAUGAAAGCCAGCACCAGCCUGCCCAAGAAGCUGGCGCUGCUGAAAGCCCCCGCCAAGAAGAAGUAGGCAGCCUCUUCCUCCUCCAAGACACGUUCCUAAGGACGCAGCCCCUGCCUCCAUGCUCAGACCUCUGCAGGGGACUCCGCGGGCAGCACCAUGGACAGAAGGAGCCCUGCUCCCCAGGGCCUUGUGUUACAGCUCGAACUUCGGACUCGGGGUGGGGGGGAGGGGGCUGGCCUGUGAGCAGGUGACCAGCACGUCUGUAGUGCAUGGGUCAGUUUCCCAGGUGCCAAGAAUUCAGCAGUGGCCUUGAGGAAGUGUUCACCAACUUCUUGUACCGUCCUCCCGCGGUUUCUGUGUCCGCUGGUUUAAUCGGAGCAAUAAACCUGGCUUUGUCAUUC